This is a messenger RNA of Trametes versicolor FP-101664 SS1, 926 nucleotides long. RefSeq lists its product as uncharacterized. The transcript has 3 exons. NCBI's taxonomy places the organism in Eukaryota, Fungi, Basidiomycota, Agaricomycetes, Polyporales, Polyporaceae. The record is from RefSeq and is a predicted model, not a curated record. Bases 1 to 807 code for a protein of 268 amino acids.
AUGUGGGCCGUCAAGCCUAUGGGGAUCGCUACUCUGGCGUCCAUCAUCUCGACCCUCGUCAUCUUGGCAGGUCUUGUCCACGCACAAGCGCAAAACCUCACCAUACAAACCCCGACGAACGUCUCGCAAUGCGUUCCGGUCACCGUCGAGUGGACCGGCGGCGUGGCGCCAUACCUUCUCAUAACAUGGCCCAUCCCAAUUACGCCUCUCGACAUCGCGCAAAUACACUUAAACAUCCCCGGCACUUCUUUCAACUGGACGCCGACCUUUGAUACAGAAUCCCGCGCCUUUCUAGUGCUCAAUGACAGCGCGGGCGCCUCUACGACCUCGGACACCUUCAUCAUCGCCGGCAGCGAUGAUACCAGCUGUCUUGCACGCCAAGUUACUACCACCUCGUCUUCGCUCGCGGCUACUUCGACUGCUGAAGAAGGCGAGAGUGCCGAAACUCCUUCCACGGACACCAGCUCGGACGGAUUGAGUGGCGGCGCUAUAGCUGGCAUCGUGAUCGGAGGCCUCGUGGCGGCUGCGCUGUUCUCCUUCCUCGUGAUGCGGUGGCGGAGGAAGCGCGUCCAGGCUUUCCGCAGGCGCCACAGGGCUACGAGGUCUGAGUGGCAGCCUAUGGCCGACAUUCCGCAGAAAGCGGAGUAUGCCUUCAGCGGCGGCGCGGCGCAAGUGGAAAACCAAACGAGUAUGCCUGCCCCGCCAUCUCCCGCGCUGCAGAGACCCAGCGAAGCUGGUGGCCGCAUCGCGCCACGUCGCGUCGCUGUGCCAGAGGAGUCGCCCACUAAUCUGGAGCAUCAGUUUUGACCUAGGAUUGUGGUCAAGCAGAGCGAAGUUCUCAGAUCCCGUAUGGACUUACGUUUCAGACUCCGAAGUGUACAAUGAUUAGUCCAGUUGUCUGUAUUGAGCGUAUCCUAUUCUAGAAC